AUGACCGUCUCCAGAGCCUCACCCGAUGGGAAGAUUAGCGACCGAGAUGUUGCCGCCAAGUUGGUCAUUAUUAUGGUCGGCCUCCCAGCGAGAGGAAAAUCAUACAUCACCAAGAAGGUCCAGCGAUACCUUUCUUGGCAACAGUACAACUCUCGUAUUUUCAACGUCGGAAACCGGAGACGUGUGGCGGCUGGCCUGGCUUCGCCAAUGAAGUCGCCUUGGGCCCCCUCGCCCCUCAAGUUCGACCCCCCAACUCAGGCUGCCUCCAUUCUCUUGAACGGCCACUCUACUCAGGGCAAUAAGGAGCCCACUGAGCUGAACCUGAACACCCCGGACUCGAACGAGACAAUGGACCAAUCGGCCAAGUUUUUUGAACCGACCAACGAGACUGCAUCCAAGAUCCGCGAGCAAGUGGCUCUUGACACUUUGGACGAGCUUCUGGACUACCUCCUUCACCAGGGAGGCUCUGUCGGUAUUCUUGACGCAACCAACAGUACCAUUCACCGCCGUCAACUCUUGGUUGACCGAAUCAAGGAGAGGGAGCCUAAGCUUGGUAUCCUUCUGAUUGAGAGUAUUUGCCAUGACCAGAACCUGCUGGAGGCAAACAUGCGCCUGAAGCUCUCAGGCCCCGACUACAAGGACAAGGACCCGCAUCAAUCCCUUAUCGACUUCAAGAAGCGCGUUGCCGCUUAUGAGAGUGCCUAUGUUCCCAUUGGCGAAUAUGAGGAGGCUCAUGACAUGCAGUAUAUUCAGAUGAUCGAUGUUGGUCGCAAACUUGUCCAACAUAGACUACGUGGAUUUUUGAGCGGAGGUAUCAGCUCGUAUCUCACAACAUUCAACCUAGCGCCGCGGCAGAUAUGGCUUACCCGACACGGACAGAGUGUUGACAACCGCCUCGGAAAACUUGGCGGAGAUUCGGAUUUGACCCCCGAGGGCGAGCAGUACGGCAAGGCUCUUCAUGACUUUAUCACUCAAAAGCGCAAGGAGUGGCUCAUCGAGCAGAAGGACAAGAUUGCCCAAUCAUCCUUCCCGCCCAAGGCUGGCGACCACACCCCGCCUUACCCUGAGCUCAAUCGCGAACUGGAGGAGAAGAACUUUUGCGUGUGGACAUCGAUGCUGAAGCGCAGCGUCCAAACCGCCGAGCAUUUUGAAGCUGACGACGAUUACGACGUCAAGAACUGGGCCAUGUUGAACGAGCUCAACGCGGGCUUGUUCGAGGGCAUGACCUAUGAGGAAAUCGCGAGAAGAUUUCCUGGAGAGUACAAGAAGCGAGCCGAAGACAAGCUUCACUACACCUACCCCGGCGUUGGAGGUGAGGGAUACCUCCAAGUCAUCGCCCGCCUACGCGACAUGGUGCGCGAAAUCGAGCGUAUCGAAGACCACGUCCUCAUUAUUGGUCACCGUUCAGUUAUUCGCGUUCUCAUGGCAUACUUUAUGGAUCUUACCCGCAAUGAGAUUGCGGAUCUGGAUGUGCCGCUGGGCAUGCUCUACUCUAUUGAGCCCAAGCCUUACGGCUACGAUUUCCACGCAUACCGCUAUAGCGCGGACAAGGCGACAUUCGCCGAGAUCCCCAACUACCGCCCGCAGCGCACCGUCGACCGCGCUGCGUAA
Molecule: messenger RNA, 1611 nt
Organism: Colletotrichum truncatum
Lineage: Eukaryota; Fungi; Ascomycota; Sordariomycetes; Glomerellales; Glomerellaceae
Product: 6-phosphofructo-2-kinase
Biological process (GO): fructose 2,6-bisphosphate metabolic process; fructose metabolic process
Cellular component (GO): cytosol
Molecular function (GO): ATP binding; 6-phosphofructo-2-kinase activity
Source: RefSeq, a predicted model, not a curated record